AUGGCUCCGGGCUCAUCCGCUCUCGCUCUCAAGGCAGCCGCCGUCGCCGCCAUCCUCGCCAUUCUGGUGGUGCCUUCUCUGGGGCGCUGCGGUCACUCUCAGGUGCCAGCAACGCCACCGCCUCCGGCUCUUCCACCAUCACCACCUCCGGCACCGGCGUCGGAGACGAUACUCUGCAAAGACUGUGCAGCCUCCGUCGCCUCGAUCUGCAGCGAUUCGUGCAACGGCGUAGCCGGUGUCUGCGGCAUCUGCAGUCGCGAGGACUGCAGCGGUGCAUGCAACAACGAAAAAGCGGGCAGCAACUGCACCGGCAAUCCAUGCACUGGCAACUGUGAGGUGUGCAACUAUGCAGCUCGAAGCUGCGACGCCUGUCGUGGCGCGAACGAGAGGAAGUGCUUCGGUACCUGCAGCGAUGAGUGA
Triticum turgidum subsp. durum (durum wheat) is the source of this 420-nucleotide messenger RNA. Lineage: Eukaryota; Viridiplantae; Streptophyta; Magnoliopsida; Poales; Poaceae. The record is from the annotation of a GenBank genome assembly.